Macroventuria anomochaeta is the source of this 5800-nucleotide messenger RNA. RefSeq names its product DEAD/DEAH box helicase-like protein. The coding region runs from base 315 to 5726 and encodes 1803 amino acids. Lineage: Eukaryota; Fungi; Ascomycota; Dothideomycetes; Pleosporales; Didymellaceae. Gene Ontology annotation, molecular function: ATP binding; nucleic acid binding. Gene Ontology annotation, cellular component: cytoplasm. The record is from RefSeq and is a predicted model, not a curated record. The transcript has 2 exons.
AUCUCAUCCGCCCCAUUCAGCGACAAGACUCUUCGAGACUUGUCUUAUUUCUACACAUACUUUCACCAGCCUGCAGAAGCAGUGUUACCAUACGAAGCACCUUCGCCUGGUGCGCGGACAGCUGGGAUCGCGACACAAAGCUUAUCGUGCUUGCGUCUGCACAGACUUCAAGCCACUUACGACCGGCGGCUAGUCGCUGAGCACUGGUUGCUACACCCAUUUCACUUGAGAGGAAGCACCUCUUCAUUGUUAUGAUCGCUGCUUACAGCCACCUAUAAUCUUCUACACUACAUCGCCUUAUACCGCCACAGAGCAUGGCUGGCAAUAGCUCCAUUGUCUCGUCACGGACGGACACAACAGACCAAAUCCUACAAUGGUACUCCAAACUCUUCAGUCGCCGUGUUGAUCUCGUGGGCGACUUCGCAGGCAGCGAACGAUUCUUGAUUCACGGCGAGUCACUUCUGCUCCACUGCUUCAGCGAUGCACAGAUCGACUUCGAGCCUGGGCUACAGCUACUACACGCCUCAUACACGGUAGAGAAGUUCCUGCACGGGCUUGUUUCUCGCCGCUGUAACUUUCACAUUGCUUUCUUCGAUGAAUACCAAGAUCUUUGUGUGCCUCAAGAUGCUUCGCCCGCUGUUAGCGAAACGUACCUGCUAGCACGAGCGGCCAUCAUCCGCCAUCUACAAGUCAACUUGCGCCCAGUCCACCCAGACAUCGAGGUCAAGGUGUUCCCAUCAACAACGUCUGAAGCAUUCGAAGAGUACCUCAGCGUCACAGACGUGUACUUCAUCUUAUGCCACGAUGGAGCCUCUAUGAAAGAUGUUCGCAAGAGAGCAGUCCUGCAGAAAGACCUCGAUGCUCUCAAGAGCGAGGACAAGUGCCUACAGGAACACCACGAGCAGUACAAGGCGUCGCUCCGGACACUCAUCUACAGCAUGAUGCAGCGAGGUUACAGUACUGCGCUCAUCAACGGACUAGAGUAUCAGGAUACCAAAGCCAUUGCUUCGGUUCUCGAGCACUCACGUGCAAUGACUUUGCAGGUUCCACAAACGACAUCAACAUCAAACUCAAGUGGAGAAGUCGACACAGCAACUCUGCAAGAGUCACUCACUGCUAUCAAGUCAUCGAAUGAGCAUUCUUUCGCUGAGCGAGAGUAUCUGGCGGUGCUUGUUGCCUCGAAGUUUGCAUCAAAAACAAAAGACCACCAGGACUUUGCUGUUGCAUUGCUUCGCCAUACCGCUCUACUUUCGGAGCUAAGCUUGCCCGACCGCUUGAUGCAGUACCAGGAGCCAUCGCAAACAUCCCGCGCCCUGGUUCUAGAGUUCUGUCAAGAGGCCCGCAAAGUCCUCGUGCAAACGGCAUGGAGCGAAGAAAUCAGCAAACAGGCUGUAGCAUGCGAUAUCGCAGAUCUCAUCGACGGACGAUUGUUGGCUGCUUGCCUUCAAGAUUCCGCAUAUCCGAGCUCGGACCUCUUCCAGUCUUUGGCAAGAGCUGCAUCGGCUCUUUGUGGGCAGAAGGAGCUCGCAAAGGCAAGUGGCGCUUCAAGUUCGACUGGCAAGUCGAACAGCAACGUUGAGAAGUCAGAUGAUGGAGCAUCAUACCGUCUUCUUCCAUUCGCUAACGAAGUCUUCGACAAGCACCUGGCUCCGGUUCAUCUGAAGGUAACCAAGUCCGACGGCAAGGUCGACUCAACCUCAGCAGUGAUCUUCCGUGAGGUUUCGCACUGGCACAACUCUAAACCCCUUCAAAGCAAGAGCGGUCCUGUUGUCAAGGAUGAGAAAGCAGCAAAAAAAGCACUCCGCCGCAAUCAGUUCUUCAUGGCGGAGAUGACAACAUAUGCUGCUAGUCUUACCAAUGCAGUUGGAAGGACACUUGAGCCGGAGACAAUUCACGUCGGCGCUUCGAAACCAAGCACUCCGAUGCCCUCCAGACCUGGAACGCCCAGCCAGGACCCAGCAGACAAGAAGGGCAAAAAGCAGGGUGGGAAGCCUGGUGGCAAAAACAAGAAUCAAGCCAAGCAGGAUAUGCUUGCAAACAUUGCAGCAAGCUCUAAGCGCAAAGAUGAGGAUACUGCAGAGAAACAGAUUAAAGCAUGGGUCGUUGUCUGCGAUGGUCUCGAGAAGCAGGCCGAUCUGACAGCGCGAUAUGAGAAGGCCAAGAAGCACCUUCUCAGCCUCAAUACCGACCUCAAGCGAAAGGCUCUGGAAGCGGAAGUCCGUCUCUACAUGUUGAACGUUUUAUUGAAGAUGUGGAUAGAGCACUGCCGCAAAGACGAUAAAGAGGAGGGUCUCUAUACUGCUGCGCUGAUUUUCGAUGCAGUCAGGGCCAUUUGUGGUCUUUCAGCUGUGACGAAAACAAACGCAGCGUGUCUCAAGAAGACCAUCGACCGUCUGAAGCUACCUUCCCUACAGGUACCACCGAUCGAGGGCGACCGAAAGUUGCCGUUCCAGUUUAUUCUGGACGAGGCAUCGAGUACGGACAUUGCUUUAAGCCUGUCGCCAGAAGAGUUCCAGCUACUCUACUGUGGACCUUACUUCGACCGAACUAUGGACUCAGCUCCAGAUUCUCGCGUGCCGUUUGAGCCAGAUGCGUGGCAGCGCAAGGUCUUGGACGAGAUCGAUGCCCGCCGCAGUCUACUUGUUGUAGCCCCAACCUCGGCUGGUAAAACGUUCAUUUCGUUCUACGCAAUGAAGCAGGUAUUGGAGUCUAACAACGAAGAUGUUCUGGUGUACGUGGCGCCAACAAAGGCGCUUGUCAACCAGAUCGCAGCCGAAGUACAGGCUCGUUUCUCCAAAAACUACAAGUACGCCAACUCGGUAUGGGGUAUUCACACCCGUGACACUCGCGUCAACAACCCUACUGGUUGUCAGAUCCUCGUUACUGUACCCCACAUCCUUCAGAUCAUGCUGCUCGCACCCACCAACGCAAAAGGCUGGUCCGAACGAGUGAAGUGGAUAAUCUUCGAUGAAGUUCACUGCAUCGGGCAGGCCGAGGAUGGUCUUAUUUGGGAACAGCUGCUGCUUAUGGCGCCUUGCCCUAUCAUCGCUCUCUCUGCAACCGUUGGAAAUGCCGAAGCCUUCAGCGACUGGCUCUCUUCUACGCAGAAGGCUGCCGGUAACGAUCUGACAAUGGUCCAGCAUAAGCACCGUUACUCAGAUCUUCGAAAGUUCUUGUACAUCCCACCAAAAGACUCAGCCAAGCGUGUUGCAGCGGCGCUUCCCCUGUCAACGAACCGCACAUUCGCCCGCCUGGGUCUCGAUGAUGUACCGAACUUCACCUUCAUGCAUCCCGUCGCCAGUUUGACCAACAGAAAACGUGGUAUGCCAAGUGACUUCUCCCUUGAAGCACGAGACUGCUAUUUCCUUUGGCAAAGCAUGUCAAAGCAUCAGACCAAGGACUAUCCAGUCGAUAAGUCCCUCACUCCUUCGACUGUGCUUCCAAAGGUCAUGCGCAAGGCGGAUAUCAUCAACUGGGAGUCUGGUCUCAAGGCUCUGCUCGCCCAGUGGAUGGCAGACGACAGUUCUCCAUUCGAAGCUGUGCGCAAGGACUUCAGCUCUUCUGUCAUGAAGUCUGCUCUUCAUAUCAAGGACAGCGGUAACGCAGAGCCAGUCCAGGAUGACCAGGAAGUCGAUGACCCUGCAAGCAACCACGAUGUUAACAACAUUUUACCUCUGUUGACAGAGCUCCAUCAGCAAGAUGCCCUGCCUGGUAUCAUCUUCAACUACGACCGAGCGGUCUGCGAGAGGAUGUGCCGCACGGUCUUGACCCAGCUGGAAGAGGCCGAAGCCGAAUGGAAGAAGACCAGCCCGAAGUGGGCAGAGAAGUUGCGCGAGUGGGAAGAAUACAAGAAGGAGGUCGCCCGUCGCGCUAAGCAAGGUGUCCGUGCAGCGAAGGGUACUACCAAGGAAGAGCAGAUGAUGGAAGCUGCCAACCGUGAGGUCAGCCCAUUCGCAACCUUCGACCCAGACAGGCCACUGGAGGGCUUCCACUUUGCGAACAGUAAGAGACUGUCCAGUGAGGAACUCCGCAACCAUGAGAAGGAACUGCGUUACCGUGGUGUUGACGAGGUGUUUAUCCAGGGUCUUCAGCGUGGUAUUGGUGUCCAUCACGCUGGUAUGAACCGAAAGUACCGCUAUGCCGUCGAAGUGCUAUUCCGAAGGGGCUACCUGAGAGUCGUCAUUGCGACAGGUACUCUUGCUCUCGGUAUCAACAUGCCUUGUAAGACUGUUGUCUUCUCUGGCGACUCGAUCUUCUUGACCGCACUCAACUACCGUCAAGCCGCUGGUCGUGCCGGUCGUCGUGGCUUCGACUCGCUCGGUAACGUUGUUUUCCACGGCGUCUCGCUCAGUAAGAUCAACAAGCUCAUCAGCUCUCGUUUGCCUGAUCUGAACGGACAUUUCCCCAUCACUACUACUUUGGUUCUACGUCUGUUCACGCUCCUGCAUGACUCGGAGAACUCGCCAUUUGCGGUCCGUUGUAUCAAUGCGCUGUUGUCUCAGCCGCGCGUGUAUCUUGGUGGCGAGGAGUCGAAGAUGACCGUCCUCCAUCAUCUGCGCUUCUCUAUCGAGUACUUGCGCAGGCAGUCGCUGUUGGAUUCGCGUGGAACGCCCCUCAACUUUGCAGGUGCUGUUAGCCAUCUGUACUUCACUGAGAACUCGUCUUUCGCCUUCCACGCAUUGCUGAAGAACGGAUACUUCCACGAGCUGUGCGCGAAGGUUAACACAAACCAGGACUCGGUCUUGCGUGAGCUCAUGCUUACAAUGUCUCACCUCUUUGGUCGCCUCCAAUGCAGACAAGCUGACGAGGAGUUUGUGCAAGAAGUGGUCAAGGGCAGUCCAUCAGUCGUGUUCCUGCCCAAUAUGCCCGAAAAUGCAGUCAACGUCCUGCGUAAGCAUAAUAAGCAGACACUCGAUAUCUUCACAUCUUACGUCCGUACCUUCGUUGAGCAGCACAUCCAGGAGCCAGACAACACGCUGCCUCUGACCACAACCAUCGUUGGCGGCAAGUCAAACGCAGGACCAUCACCCAACAAGGUUCGAUCUUCCUUCGUUGCGCUCUCAGGCCACAACGACGAGUUCGAGUCCAUCCACGAGCUCUGUACAACAAGCAGAUCCGGCGUCUUUCUCGAGGAAGCCGUCGUGCCCUACGUCGGCAUCUACUCAGAGGACUCCGACCUGCCACUCAACGCCUACCUCUACGACUUCUUCAUGCACGGCAACGCAACCGCUGUCGUCACCGCCAACCGCAUCCGCCGUGGCGACAUUUGGUUCGUGCUCAACGACUUCAGCAUGGUGCUCGCUACCAUUGUCACCAGCCUGACCAACUUCAUGAACCUUGGCACAGAGUCCGAUCUCGACUUCAUCGAUGUGCGCGGUGGCGGUGAUGACGAAGAGGAAGAUCUCGAGGACAGGCUUCUACCAAACCAGGGCGGUGCAGAGGACACCGCUGGACCGGGUUCGGGUGCCCAAGGUGCCAGAGGACCUGCGCAGCAGCAGAAUCUGCCGGUCCAGCUUGCCAAGAAGAAGAAGAGGGUUGUUGAUUCUUGGGAUGAGGAGGCGGAGAGCUCGAGUAGUGAGGGCGAGAACUGGGAUGAUGGGGAGGAUAGUGAGGAGGAAGGUGGUGAGGUCGCUUGGGAUGAGCAGACUGGGUUGUUGAAUGUGCUGAAGGCGUUCAAGUUGUUGAAGGCGGAUUUCGAUACUAAGUUCAGGGCUAUGUGGGCUUAGUUGUGUGGUGAUGGUUGGGUGUACGGGUGUUUGAUGAGGUUGAUGAGAAUCAUGAUUGUGUAUAGAAUGAGAAG